AUCACACAAAGACACGUCGAUAGYCAGCGCAUUCUAGAAGUUCGACCACUUUGCAGCUUGCAUAAUUGGUUCUAUCUCAUCAUGGUCAGGUCGUUAGGAUACAGUUUUGAUUAUUUCAUUGAUAGCUCAAAACAGCUGGCAACAAAGCGCAUUGGUCACAAAAAAUUCUGGAAUGUUGUAGGCCAUGUGAUUGGUUCCUGGAUGGCAGCAUGGUCAGUACUUUUCCUGGGAAGCAAGUGCCUUCCAUUUUACUUUGAGUUAAUGCUCAUCACUAUUAAACUUUUAAUAUGUAUCAUCCAAGAGCCUCCAGCUGGGUUUGCAUACUCUCUGCUGUACUGUCUACUUGGUUAUCAUGCUGUACUGGUCCAACAUGGUUCAACGGUUUUCCAAGGUCUACUUAUCCUAUCACUUGGAUUUGGUUUCAACUUGAUCGGCCAUUUAAUAUUUGAGGAUGUUCAAUCACUGGAAAGAUACAAAAAGGGAGAUGAUCCACUGUUCCAGUUGUGUGACUUUAUCAAUGAGAUAUUUUUUCAAGAGUUUCACUUUAGUUUGCUGUUCAUCCUAAGAAUGGGAUUGCUACCAGUAUUGGAGUGGAGGUCAGAUGUCGACCUUAGGAAAGCAUUAGAUAAGAUCACCUUGAUUAGAAAAGGACACAGGGGACCUUGACCCCUCCCAUAACUACUCCACAGGACUUAUAAGGCAGAGAUUUUGUAUUGGCAAAUUGUUUUGAUUCAGAUACAGCUUUAGUCAAUCUCGUACCCAGAGCCAGCAGAAAUUUGGUCAGUGACAAAGAACUUGGGGCCAACAUUUUCUGUUGAGCUUGCACAGUAAGAGGGACAGGGGGRCUGUGUACGAGAUUGAGCUUCAGUGUGGGGUGACCUACGUAGCACGCAGUUGAUGUAAUGUAUUCAUAAAAUGUAUUGUAUUCCAUUGUUUCUCGUUCUAUUGUAUUAUGUGUUUUGUAUUAUAUCUUUAUGAAUAUAUUACAUCAAUGAGUGCUACGUAGAUUCUCCCGAGCUUCUGUCUGCAUAUUCCAUCAUUUGUGCUCGAUAUCGAAACAUUCUCUACACAUCGAUUACUGUAUGCACAAACAAAAAUCCUGGACUUGUGCGGACRAGGCCUAAAUAUUACUAGCAUGCAAAAAGAACAUUGUUUGACAAAAAAAACAAACAUGUUGUCUUGAAGCUUACUUUAUUCAUUGUUUUAGAGGCACAACUACAUCUGUAACUGCUAAAGCAUAACUUGCAGAAUUUCUUCAUAAGAAAACUAUGUAAAAAAAGUAUAACACUACGGUAUUGAUUAGUACGCAUCAGAGAUCAAUCACACCUUAACAUAACCUCCAAGAACUUGUGUCAAUCACGUGUAUAAAUUAUGGGAACUUAGUAAAUGCCAUAUUUACUGUUCAUCAAAGCAAAAUAAUUCUAAGGAUAAUUAGACAAACCAAAGUGCUCUUUUGUUUUUAGAAAUGAAUGUAAUGUAUAUGAAAUAAUGGAUAAAAGCUAGUAUAAAUCUA
This is a messenger RNA of Exaiptasia diaphana, 1513 nucleotides long. RefSeq lists its product as uncharacterized. The record is from RefSeq and is a predicted model, not a curated record. The coding region runs from base 82 to 666 and encodes 194 amino acids. The transcript has 3 exons. NCBI's taxonomy places the organism in Eukaryota, Metazoa, Cnidaria, Anthozoa, Actiniaria, Aiptasiidae.